This is a messenger RNA of Toxotes jaculatrix (banded archerfish), 2337 nucleotides long. RefSeq names its product methyl-CpG binding domain protein 3b (gene mbd3b). Gene Ontology annotation, molecular function: DNA binding. The transcript is spliced from 7 exons. Lineage: Eukaryota; Metazoa; Chordata; Actinopteri; Toxotidae. The record is from RefSeq and is a predicted model, not a curated record. The coding region runs from base 183 to 1007 and encodes 274 amino acids.
AUGAGAUGUUGCUAGCAGCAGGGAGAUCCCAUUACAGAGGACGCAUGUAGUAAUAUGGUUGAAACAAAAGCGUAAGAAGCGAUAGGCCUGCCGUCCAAAACAAAUUCGACACUUUUCCUAAAACCCAGUCUGGUUAUUCGCAGUAACUUUUAGUGGAUUUAUAUAGGCUACUCGCGUGGGAAAUGGAGAAGAAAAGGUGGGAUUGCACUGCUCUCCCCAAGGGCUGGAAAAUGGAAGAAGUGACCAGAAAGUCGGGUUUGUCCGCUGGAAAAAGCGAUGUCUAUUAUUUUAGUCCGUCUGGGAAGAAGUUUCGGAGCAAGCCGCAGCUGGCCCGUUACCUUGGUAACCAGAUGGACCUCAGCUCCUUUGAUUUCCGCACGGGGAAAAUGCUGAUGAGCAAACUGAACAAGAACCGUCAGAGACUGCGAUAUGAUAACAACAACCAGAACAAGGGCAAACCUGACUUGAACACAUCACUCCCUGUCAGACAAACGGCGUCCAUCUUUAAGCAGCCUGUUACCAAGGUUACCAACCAUCCCAACAACAAAGUGAAGACGGAUCCUCAGAAAGCCGUCGACCAGCCCAGACAGUUGUUCUGGGAGAAGAAACUCAGUGGUCUUAAUGCUUAUGACAUUGCAGAGGAGCUGGUGAAAACAAUGGAACUACCUAAAGGUCUGCAAGGCGUUGGUCCAGGGUGCACAGACAAGACUCUCUUGUCAGCUAUUGCGAGCGCCCUCCACACCAGUGCUGCUCCCAUCACCGGCCAACUGUCUGCAGCUGUGGAGAAGAAUCCGGGUGUGUGGCUCAACACGGCACAGCCGCUGUGCAAGGCUUUUAUAGUCACUGAUGAGGACAUUAGGAAACAGGAGGAGCUGGUGUACAGUGUGAGGAAAAGGCUAGAGGAGGCACUGAUGGCUGAUAUGUUGGCCCAUGUGGAGGAGGCUGCCAAUGAAGGGGAGGCUCUGAAGGAGGAGGGCAACGGCAGUGAAGACAUGGAGAGCGUAUAGCACAGGGUUUUGUAAAGUCUGGGUUUGUUCAACAUCUGCGCACACACGACCAUGAACAGUAGGAACCCUACACCAGUCCAGCCCUGAAGAACUGUCCCCCAGUAUCUGCGUCCAGUUUAAACCUAAACCCGACUUACACCAGUACAAACUAAAGAACUGUGUCUCUAAUGCGUCCAUUGGUCAAUAACUCCACUGGAUGGGACUCGUUGACUUCAACCCCCACGAAAUGACUCAACAUUGAUUUAUGACUAGAAAUUAUAAAUAAAUAAAUAAAAAUUCCCAUAACAAGAAAUGACAUCAAAUGAACUGGCAAAUAUUAAAAAUAACUUAUCUACAGUGUGUCAAAUUCAGUGGUUGAUGACGAACAUAUUUUUUACUAAAAGGCUUUGAAUGGGUUUGUAUUUUUUGCGACAAUCAUGUCAAAUCCAAACAUUUUAUGUCAGCAAAAAGUUGUUUUUUUUUGGCAGAUUGGAAAUGAAUGUUUUGUAUUUUUUUGGCAUGUCUCUUCCCUGAUUUUUACAGUACACUCCAUGAAUAUUUCGACAAACACACACACCUUUCUUUUCUAGUGGAACCAGUUGAGGCUUUACUACAGUCAGACUCAUUCGAAUCAGCUUCAGGGCCAACCUGCAGGCUGCUGAUGUUACUAAUGCAGAUGGUGUAGUUCGAAGCUUAUGUGCAUCUAUUGUUGGGGACUGAGUCAACUUUUUAUUGCAAUUUUAAGGAAAUAUUAUCUUUCACGUCAGCUGUGUUACCCUGUGAGUCGUUCAGUAUUGACCAAAGAGGAGACUUGUCAUUUUGAAAGGUGUUAAGGUUGUUGACUUCUAUCUGUAUUUGAAAACUAAAAAAGUAUAUGUGAUGGGGCUGAGCACAAUGGAAAAGAAAUGACUUGAAACCUCUUUCUGUUGUACAAAUAUUACUGUUUUUAACUCUCAUCAUCAUUAUAUAGGUGCUUACUGAUGUUGUGAAACAUUGCUGUCUAGUGCCAAGGCUUUGUUUCUUGUCACAACUUCAGACCACAGGUUUUUUUUUUUUUGUUUUUUUUUGUUGUUUUUUAAAAAUGUGUCAAUGUUACCACACACAUGCUGCCUCCUCAUAAGCCCACGCACAAAAUUUGGUGACACAGCAAGCGACAGUUAAGAUUUAGUUUUAUUGUCUUUUCAUUUGUUGUCCGAAGAAUAAUAAAUUUCUUUCUAUUUUUUAGCCCUGUAUGUCAAGGUUACGAUGUCAAAUAAUGUCACUCACAUCAUUAAAAUUCCCUUCUCGAUAUCAGCAGGCUGAUUGCUGAAAUGAAUUUGAUUGUAUUACUUAUUAAAAUGAGUCAGUAUGU